Pomacea canaliculata is the source of this 3433-nucleotide messenger RNA. RefSeq names its product FMRFamide receptor-like. Gene Ontology annotation, cellular component: membrane. Gene Ontology annotation, biological process: G protein-coupled receptor signaling pathway. Gene Ontology annotation, molecular function: G protein-coupled receptor activity. Bases 970 to 2211 code for a protein of 413 amino acids. The record is from RefSeq and is a predicted model, not a curated record. The transcript has 2 exons. Lineage: Eukaryota; Metazoa; Mollusca; Gastropoda; Architaenioglossa; Ampullariidae.
GCACCUGCAUCUCUGUCAGCGCCAGUGAGGUGGUUGUCUACCCUGCUUCCCUACAAGUGAGCGCAGUUACCUGCCCUCAUGGCCACCCUGUACACCCCGCCGUGCGUCGCCGUGCACGCAGCUUGUCUUGGUUGACAGACAAACACCAUGUGUAUCGGGCUCGUCCGUGUGUCCGUGUGCACGCAGCUUGUUGUCUGUGACACACAACGCCAUCUGUCGCCGCCAGUGUGCGUCCGUCAGCGGCGGGAAGAGCGGCUCUCUGCAGCCCGGGGUGCGCAUGCGUGGGGGGGAAAGGUGCCGACACCACCUUCACGUUUUUCUUGUGACUGCCAGGAAGGUCAGAGGCCGAAGCCCAGGAGCCUGAGGGGCAUGGUGCCAGCGCCGGUUAUUUGCGGCGACAACCUCAGGCAACGUCACAGGCCACGUCACAGCCCACAGCAGGCCGCUGACCUUCUGCCCUGCUGACGACGACAGACAUGGAGGUAGCACCAGCACUUACAGCCACCACGGAAUGGGUGUCCAGUCGUUCUUCAACGGGUACAUUCAUGGGGUGCACACUGAAUAUUCCUUCACGGAAGUACGUGUUGACAGCGAGUGCAGUGCGCAUGCGGAAGCUGUCGACUUGCUGUUGGUGAUGUCAGUGCUGGGCUGUCACACAGCUCACCUGUGGACUGCUGACGUGGUCGUUGUCACGCAUCACCUGGGUGCUUGCUGACGUCUCCACAACAAACUAACGGCACAAGGCAGCGGAUGUCUGGCAGCACAUCAGGGGACAAUCUGCGUGAAAGGUCAUCGUCACCGGCAGAUGGCGAUGUAGUCACGGCGGUCGGGAAGGAGGCAAGUGUCGUGUCGCUCAGAUGUGGAGGGAGAGAGUUGUCGUCCCAUGCUGUUCCUCUCCAGAGACCAGCCUGACACCCGAGACUGACUUCUGACUUUGAUUGGUGACCCGCGGAGUUUCAGCACUCCCUGAUGACGGCCCUGGCCAUGACCCUGUCCAUGGAGGUGCCGCUCGUGAAAGACGAGGUGCUCGUGACGUCAGAAGGCAACAUGACGCCGGGGGGAGCUCCGCGCGACCCGCACGAGGCCUUCUACCUGCAGGCUCGCUUCGUCACUGGCCUUGUCAUCUAUCCCAUAAUAUGCGUGCUGGGGCUGAGCGGAAACAUUCUGUGCAUCAUCGUCAUGACCCGCAAGCAGAUGAGCAGCUCCACCAACGUCUACCUUCUCUCACUCGCCAUCUCCGACGUCGUCAAGCUCGUCAGCGACCUGCUCUACUUCCUCGUCGUCCUGCUGGUGCACGUCGACUCGCCGUCCGGUAACAAGGCCUACGGCUUCUUGUAUCCCUACGCGCACUACAUCUUCAACUCGUCGCUGUGCGUGUCGGCCUGGCUGACGGUGUCCGUCGCUUUCGAGCGAUACAUCUACGUGUGCCACCCCACCAAGGUCAAGGCCUUCUGCAGCAUCCCGCGCGCGCGCACCAUCUCCUUCGCCGUCUUCAUCAGCAUGAGCGUCAUCGCCAUCCCUUACGCCAUGCGCUACCGGACGGUGGAGAACUUCAGCAACCACACCGGACAGCUCACCUUCUCGCUGGAGGUCACCAAGUUGUGGGAGGACCGACUCUUCGCCGACAUCUACACGUGGGUGCAGAACCUACUCAGAUCCAUCAUCCCUCUGGUCAUCCUCAUUAUUCUCAACGUCUGCAUCAUCUACGGUAUUCGUCGCUGUCGAUUUGGCCAGUCCAAGUCCGGCAGACGAUACCGCAUCACCAUCAUGCUCGUCUUUGUCAUCCUCAUCUUCCUGGUGUGCAUCACUCCAGACGCCAUCAUGUCCACGUGUUUCGGUCUCGGUUAUUAUGAAGAGGCCUACCUGCAGCGAGGCAUUCGAGAAAUCACAGACCUGCUGCUGCUCGUCAAUUCCGCAACAAACUUUGUUCUCUACUGCAUUUUCAACACCAUCUUCUGGAAAAACUUUGUCUUCCUCUUCUGUCGCCGCUGUUGUCCUGGCCGAACGCAGGCCGACGAGUCCAACCUGCGGUGGAUCUCACUGGUGGGGCGGUCUGCGCGCUCCGCCCCUGCUCGCUGCUCGAGCAAACGUAGUGCCAAGGGCAACAACUGCGGGGGCGACAGUCCGCUGCUGGACAUCCACAACAACCACAACAACCACACCACCGACCAGCGCCUGCGGAGAGCGUCCAGCAGACAAGCGACGAUCUAGUCGUCAGACACUCGGCAGCGUCCGGCCACCACCUGGUCUGCACAAACCUUGGAACCUCCAUCAACCGAGCAACUCACUUGUCUUCACAACCCCCGGGGUUCACGGCGACUCUUGCUGCCCUGGGGAAUGCUGGGAGUCAGGACCAGAGGGCAGAGGUGAAGCGCAGCAUGCAAGUCGGAACGAGUCAGAAGUACAAAGUGAACUGAGUUAUAUUGUGUACACACUGGGUUAUCCUGUGUACAUACUGAGUUAUCCCGUUUACACACAGUUAUCCUGUGUACAAGCUGAGCUAUCCUGAGUAAUACUGUGUACACGCUGAGUGAUAUUAUGUACACACUGAAUUAACCUAACCUUUGUACAAGCAGUGUUUGUACACAGUGUUAUCAUGUACACACACUGAGUUAUCCUGUGCACACACUGAGUUAUCCUGUGUACACACUGAGUUAUCCUGUGUACACACUGAGUUAUCCGGCGUAGAAGAGUUAGCUGAUUGAAAGGCAGAACUGCUUGUCAAGAUGAAGAUUCACUGAUGACAUUUGUGAGAAAGACUGAGGUAGACAAGGUUGUUGAGUAUGUAGACAAACUAGUCUUUAAAUAUUUUGUAUACCAGAGCAGCGAGCACAAUAACGCAGUUGACGCCGGCGUCAGUGAGGACCCUGUCUGACAGGGUGAGGAUGUCACGUGCUCAGUGGCUAGUGUGUCAACUAUUGUUUGGACGACAUGUGGUGCUGUCUCAGUGUUUGUGUAAAUAAUGCAGAGAUUGUCAACACUACAGUGUUUAUGUAGUUACUGCAGUGUUUACAUCAGUAUUACAUGCAGUGUUUACAUCAGUACUACAUGCAGUGUUUACAUCAGUACUACAUGCAGUGUUUACAUCAGUACUACAUGCAGUGUUUAUCGCUCAAAGACACCAGCGCACGAGCACGACUAUGGUAGACAAGACAGCACAAGGACGUGGGAGGAAUGAUUGGCAACACGUGAGCAGUGAACACGUGACCUGCACCAGGAGACAGUUUGCUACAAGACCUGCUGUUAGACGAGACUUUGCCAAAAGAUGUGACGUCAGCAGACGUUUUGCCUGUCGCUCGGCAGACCACGUGACAGAUCAUCAGUGGCGCCCCUCCAGUCAGUGAGGAGGAGAGAAGUGAGAGAUAACAAAGUCUUAUGUCAAUCCGUGUCGUCAGUCUGGUGUUGAUGUGUCAUUAAUACAUUAUUUCAGUUU